Messenger RNA from Trypanosoma rangeli, 1617 nucleotides. RefSeq lists its product as uncharacterized. The transcript has a single exon. The record is from RefSeq and is a predicted model, not a curated record. Lineage: Eukaryota; Euglenozoa; Kinetoplastea; Trypanosomatida; Trypanosomatidae. Bases 1 to 1617 code for a protein of 538 amino acids.
AUGAGCUGUAGCUCUCACGUGAUGGCACCGAAGCAGCCUAGGCAGCAACACCCACGCCGCCUUUUCAUACGGCAAUUACCGCACGAUAUCACCGAUGUGAAGCUCAAGGCUGUGUUACUAGAGCGGAGCGGGUGCAGCGAUGUGCAGGACAUGGUGGAUAUUUUUGUACUUCGCGGCUUUCCGCGUCUCGGCGACCGCCCCUAUGUUCCUUCUACCGCCAUCGUCUGCGUGCGCUCAGUUCAAGAUGGUGGCGACAACAACGCGUCCAAACGUGUGAUUCAAGCGUUAAUAGACGUUUUUGACGGCCGUGUAGUCUUUGACAAGGACGAUGAUGGACCUGGCGCCAUGGCGUCGCUGGUGGAGUGGUCGCCGGUGUAUUUUGACGUCUUCCCACCUUCCAGGCAUGGUGCGGCUGGGAAGAAACGGAAGAAGCUUGUGGAGAUGGAGUGGCGUCCAGGCACUAUUGAGGACGACGAAAACUACAGGCGCUUUUGUGCCAGGCUAGACACGCCGGUGUGCGAGAUGCCGUCCGAAGCGAAUGAAAAGCAGACGCAGUUUGACGAUGGUGAACCUAAAGUGGAAACCGCGCCGAGGGGGCUUCUUGUACAGGAGCUUCUCGCCGAAUGUGGGCAUCUGAAUAAAGUGAAGGCUACAAGAAGGCGAAGGAAGAGGAAGGAAGAGGUGUCAGAGAAGGUACCACGGAGGACGAAAACAAAGAAAGCUAGAAAGGGGAUGUCGCAACAUGAAAAAAAGAAGCUGCUAAGGAACACGCCUUGCGAGAGUGCACGAGAAGUAAAUGUAACCAUGGCGCCGAAGGGGCGGUCCAAGGCGGAGACGAAGAAGAAGUUGUGUGUGCCUCGGAUACUACGACCCGAAGGUAGGGGUGACGCACCGGUAGAGAUUGGCGGUAUGCACGAGGGAGUGGGCGUGGACGCCGAGCCAAGGGAGGUACGGCGGCAGAAGCGGAGGCAAGAGACAAAAAAGGGGCGGGUGCGGGGUAGGAGGCUUAGCGAGAAUGAGGAACAUGAUGCCGUUGAGAGGACGACCGAUCGCGGCAAAAGGAAAGCGCGUCGUAGUAGAAAAAAAAAGGACCUCCAUAAAGCAGACGGAGAGAAGGGUGAGACGCCAAACGCGGAAACGUCGAAAAGGUGGGAGACAGAGGGAAAGGAGCUAGGUCAAGGACAUGCAACAGAGGUACAACAGGAACGGGAAGAAAGCAAGCCGCAGAAGACACGGGGAAAAAGGCAAAGGGAGCGGCAUAAUAAAAAUUGCGCGCGGGGGAAGGAAAGUAAGAAGAAAGGUGCUGCAUCGCCGACUUCAGUAGACGUCACUGCAGAGGAUAAGGGCAAAGGUAGUGCACGCCCGCGGGGACCACACGUGGACCCGUGUGGGGAGAGGGGCUUGGAUCCGCAUUUAAACCCCACAACCGUUGCUGCAGAAGGAUAUCCUUGCGAUGCUCCUCUUGGGGAGGGGAGGAAAGAAGGAGGAAAGGCGUUUCGUCGCGGACGGCACAAGAAGAAGCCAUCAGAUCGAGGAACCAAGGAACCAUCUCAGGUUUUGGGGUUGUUUAAGAAGUCAGGUGAGACCAUUGUUGUUUCUUCAAGCGACCAAAAGUGA